AUGAAUGCUCAAAUAUCAUUUAUUAAAGGCGAAUUCAGCCUAAUCCACAUACCACUACCUCUAUACUCUUUGCUGUUGCAGCCAAUUCUGAGAGUUCUGCUACCAUACAAGGAAGCAGAUCCAGCAUCUGAGAAUGAAGAUGAUGAAGAGAGCUUAGUGUUUGAUCAAGAACAUGGUUUUCUCAAUAUCAGUGUAACACCAAUCGAAUGCUCAGUUGUCUGUCAUAAGUCUUGGGCGGAAAGUGUCUUUCAACCAAUUAUCGAUGCUUUGCCCAAAGAUGAAAAUAAUCAGGUUCAGAUAUCAACGGAUAGCUAUAUUGUCUUUUCCGUAGACAGUACUGGUACUGAUGCAGGCCAAAGGGUCAUGGAUCUCACCUCACCUCUUGCCAUGGCUGGCGUGCCCAUAUUCUUCAUCACAACCUACUUCACAGAUUUCAUCCUCGUCCCUUCCAAAGACCGCCACAAAGUCGGCCAAACCCUUCUCUCCCGGGGGUUCGAAUUCUCCGAAGAAGAAUCCGCCUACGUGGUCCCCACCCCAACAUCUCACUCUCGAGGCCCUAGUUCCAAUUCCAACCCGCCAUCCACUCCUCCCCCCUCCAACAUCGCCGAACUCCAAGCCCGCACCUUCAAACAUCUCAAGCGGAGAAAUGUAAAACCGUUCGUGCAGCCCGGUCUCCACCUCAUCCAGUGUUCCGGUCGCGACCGCGAAAUCGAAGAUCGUCCCAUCUCAAACGGUAAUGGAAAUGGUACGCAUACCUCUUCCCCUCUGGAUAAACUCAACACCCGUCUCUACAUCUCCAUUAUCUCGGCGCUGCUCCACCAACCCACUUUCCUCUCCCUCACCAUCUCCCUCGAAGAAGGCUCUUCUCUCCUCCUCGACAAAUCUCUCCUCCCUCUUUUUGGAAACUCGAUUCAAGGAGACACGGACGGGGAUCUCGUGCCGAUUUUCCUGGAUCUGGUGGAUUUACCAUUGGAAAGUACGGGCAUUGUGUGUGGCGUGGCGGGGAAACUGGUCGAUGAGAUGCGCAUGAAUGAUCGGCCGGAGGAAGAGGGCGGGUGUAUGUUUGGAAGGGAAUUAUCAUAUUUGAGUACGGCGCGAGCGGGCGCAGUGGUGCUAAGUGGCGGGGGGAGUGAGAGGGCAUUGGAGAUGUUGGGAGGGUUGCUGGAUCGGGAGGUUGGGGGGUGAGUCCACGGUGGAGAUGAGGAUGGGGAUAGAGAUGGAGAUGGGAGGUUGUGAUAUAUGUGUGUUCUAAUCCUAAUUUUGUACAUGGAAGAAUGGAAGAAUGGGAGAAUAGAGAAUAUGUGGAUGGAUGGAUAAUGGAUGGGUGCAUAUUGACAAGGCCGGGAGAAAAUUGAAAAGAAGCAAGCGAAGAAGUGCAUAUAUACAUAAGGGAGGCGAGAUUUAUUAUUUGCCAGGCAAGGCGGGUGGCUGGUUUGCUUACUUGCUCGCUAUAUGAUUUGAGCAUGCAUGUGCGAUGCAUAAAAGGAGUUUUUUUUAUUAUUAGUUUUUUUGCUUGUUAUCUGCUCUGCAGUACAUUUUGGGGAUGGGAUGGAGUGGGCAGAGGAUAGGAUUGGGUGGGAUAGGAUGGAUUGGAUAGGAUAGGAUAUUAUAAAAAGUUAUAUGGGAUGGAUGAGAUAGG
Messenger RNA from Botrytis deweyae, 1639 nucleotides. RefSeq lists its product as uncharacterized. Gene Ontology annotation, cellular component: cytosol. Lineage: Eukaryota; Fungi; Ascomycota; Leotiomycetes; Helotiales; Sclerotiniaceae. The coding region runs from base 1 to 1185 and encodes 394 amino acids. The record is from RefSeq and is a predicted model, not a curated record. The transcript is spliced from 3 exons. Gene Ontology annotation, biological process: regulation of intracellular signal transduction; cellular response to L-arginine.